AGGCACGAUCCGGAUCCGGUUAUCCUUGAUUUUCCAGGAUAAAGACACGUGGCAUUUACUCGAGAUAAAUCCAGUCUGGAAUUGUAAACACACACUUAGUUGUGUGUAUCUUCCUGCACUAGAUCUUUACCCCGUACCACCACCACCAUCAUCAUCCCCCGAUCUGCGACCCUUCUCUGUUCUGAGAAACGACGACGAGAAGAAGAAGAAGAAGAAGAAACUUAUACGGCGAAAGAAGAUUUAGCAGACGACUACAACAAUGGUGAAGGUUUUGACCUAUUUUGGCAUGACAUUGGCAGCUUUCGCCUUUUGGCAAUCCAUGGACAAAGUUCAUGUGUGGAUCGCUCUUCAUCAAGACGAGAAGCAAGAAAGAUUGGAGAAGGAAGCGGAGGUAAGGCGGGUUAGAGCAGAGCUGCUGCGGAAAGCUAGAGAGGAGGAUCCUCUUGCCUGAUCUUCUUCUUCUUCUUCGGGAAUCAUAUCAGUUCACUUCUUCCUGCACAUUUUGUCUUUACUGUUAUGGACCGAAAUUGAGUUUGCAUAAAAUGACAUUCCCAUAUAUGCUUCUGAAUGUGGUCGGAUGAUGAUGAUGAAUAAUGGCGUUUUUGUUGCUCUUCUUAACUAAUGAAAUACUACAAGUGGGGACGUAUCAGCAUUUUGUU
This is a messenger RNA of Camelina sativa (false flax), 659 nucleotides long. Lineage: Eukaryota; Viridiplantae; Streptophyta; Magnoliopsida; Brassicales; Brassicaceae. The record is from RefSeq and is a predicted model, not a curated record.